AUGAAUAACGCAAAUCACUGGCUGUCCAAAUAUGCUAAGGAAUAUAAAAUUAAAACUGGACUUGAACAGCUUUAUCCAGGAUCAUUAAAUGUUCGGUUAAUUUCACCACAGUAUUAUAAAUUAUUAUCCAGUGAAGGUAAAAUUAUUAUAAUUGAGAAAGAAGAAUUUGGUUGGCAAAGACAAAUUAUUAUGAAACCUUGUCGUGUCUUUAAUCGUCUUGCUUAUAUAUGGAGAACAAAUAAUGGUGAACGUGAUGAUACUGAUUUACUUGAACUAAUUACAGACUGUAAAUUAAGAGAUGAAUAUGGGGUUCGAGAUGGUGAUGAAAUAAUUGUAGAAGUUGAUGAGUGUGUCAAAGAAUCAAUAGAUUAA
This is a messenger RNA of Didymodactylos carnosus, 372 nucleotides long. The record is from the annotation of a GenBank genome assembly. NCBI's taxonomy places the organism in Eukaryota, Metazoa, Rotifera, Eurotatoria, Philodinida, Philodinidae.